UCGGCCGGGGGCCCCGAGCGGACGGACUCGGGGGGCCGGGGGGUGGGGGGAGCCCCCCGGGACGCCGCGGCCACUCCCCCCCCUGCGCCCGGGCCGGCGGAGGCGGAGAAUGGAGACACCCUUCUACGGCGAUGAGGCGCUGAGCGGCCUGGGCGGCGGCGGCGGUGCUGGCGGUGGUGCUGGCGGCGCCAGUGGCAGCGGCGGCGGUGCCGGAGGAGGCGGCAACUUUGGGGCCCCGGGCCGCCUGUUUCCCGGGGCGCCCCCGACGGCCGGCGCCGGCAGUAUGCUCAAGAAGGACGCCUUGACGCUGAGCCUGAGCGAGCAGGUGGCGGCGGCGCUCAAGCCCGCUGCGCCCUCGGCCGCCCCGCCGCCCCCGGCCCCGCUGCGCGCCGACGGCGCCCCGAGCGCCUCGGCCCCGGACGGCCUGCUCGCCUCGCCCGACCUCGGACUGCUCAAGCUCGCCUCUCCGGAGCUCGAACGCCUCAUCAUCCAAUCCAACGGGCUUGUGACCACCACGCCGACGAGCAGCCAGUUCCUUUACCCCAAAGUGGCGGCCAGCGAGGAGCAGGAGUUUGCCGAGGGCUUCGUCAAAGCGUUGGAGGACUUGCACAAGCAGAACCAGCUGGGCGCGGGCGCCGCCGCCGCCGCUGCCGCCGCCGCUGCUGCUGCUGCGGCCGCCGCCGCUGCCGCCGCCGCCGCCGGGGGGCCCUCCGGGACUGCGUCGGCCCCGGGCGCCGCGACCCCCGGCGAGCUGGCACCGGCGGCCGCCGCCUCCGAGGCGCCCGUCUACGCGAACCUGAGCAGCUACGCGGGCGGAGGAGGCGGCGGUGGAGGCGCCGGCAGCGCCGGGGGUGCGGCCUUCGGCGCCGACCCGGUGCCCUACCCGCCGCCGCCUCCUCCGGGCGCGCUGGGGCCGCCGCGCCUGGCCGCGCUCAAGGACGAACCGCAGACCGUGCCGGACGUGCCGAGUUUCGGCGACAGCCCGCCGCUCUCGCCCAUCGACAUGGACACCCAGGAACGCAUCAAGGCGGAGCGCAAGCGGCUGCGCAACCGCAUCGCCGCCUCCAAGUGCCGCAAACGCAAGCUGGAGCGCAUCUCCCGCCUGGAGGAGAAAGUGAAGACCCUCAAGAGCCAGAACACCGAGCUGGCGUCCACGGCGAGCCUGCUGCGCGAGCAGGUGGCACAGCUCAAGCAGAAAGUCCUUAGCCACGUCAACAGCGGCUGCCAGCUGCUGCCCCAGCACCAGGUGCCCGCGUACUGAGCCCGCGCGGGGCGCAUGCGCGGCCUCCGCCCGCUCUCUCCCUUCUCUCCCCCCUCCGAGAGGGGCGGACUCACCGGGGAGGGGGGCAGGAGGAGGAAGAGGAGGGGAUGCAGCGCGUGGGCGCCUCGGACUCGGAGAGGGGUGCGGUCCUGGGGACCCUCCCCCUUCCUCGGCCCUGUAUCACCGCCACCGGGUGCGCCGGACUGGAGAGGGCGCCCCCGGACUCGACAAGCUGGACCCCCUGCUCCUCGGGGGGGCGAGCGCAUGACACCCCCCACUUGGCAUCCUCGUGCUGCCGCUGGUUCCCACCCAGCCUCCGCCGCCACCGCCGUGCGCGCCCCCAGCCAGCCAGCCCACCCCCUUUCUGGGCACACCAGCGCUGCGGAAACGGGGGUGGGAUGGGGCGGGGAGGGCGCAGCCUAAGCUCCUCUCCUCGCUUCCUUUUCUUUUUUCUUUUUAGUCUUUGGUUUUGUUGUUGUUGCCUUUGGAAGAGGAGGCCGGCGUGUUCGAAGCAGCCCUAUUUAUGUUUUUACUUGGGAACAAACGUUGGUUGUGUGUCUGCGCGCGCGUGUGCGUGUGUGCGUGCGUGUUUCCUUGUGUUGGGUUUUUUAAAGAAAUGGGAAGAAGAAAAAAAAAAAAGACUCCUCCCCUUUCCCGGCCCGACUUCCGACGACGCCACCUUGAAUCCCGUCCCCCCCUUUUUUUCUUUUCUCUCUGGUUUGGUUUGGUUUGGUUACAUUCCUGUUGGUAAUCCCUGACUCGCCCGUGUUCUGUUUUCAGUAAAGUCUCCUACGACA
Ochotona curzoniae (black-lipped pika) is the source of this 2058-nucleotide messenger RNA. It is a transcript of the gene JUND, whose product is annotated as JunD proto-oncogene, AP-1 transcription factor subunit. Gene Ontology annotation, molecular function: RNA polymerase II cis-regulatory region sequence-specific DNA binding; transcription factor binding; DNA-binding transcription factor activity, RNA polymerase II-specific. Lineage: Eukaryota; Metazoa; Chordata; Mammalia; Lagomorpha; Ochotonidae. The record is from RefSeq and is a predicted model, not a curated record. Bases 110 to 1261 code for a protein of 383 amino acids. Gene Ontology annotation, cellular component: transcription regulator complex. The transcript has a single exon. Gene Ontology annotation, biological process: regulation of cell population proliferation; regulation of transcription by RNA polymerase II; regulation of cell cycle.